AUACGAUAUAUUGUAUGUAUUGAAUACUAUAUGACAUUAUAAACAGUGUUAUUAUGUUUUUUGAUAUAUAAAUAUCAAAUUAUUUAAUAAUUUAUUGAAAGCCAUGACUCAAACAAAUCGAUGAAACAAAUGUUAAUUUAUAUUGACUUUGCAUAUGAUUUACUCAUCAAUAGUGCACUCAAUUAGCCAUAUAUUAAGCCAUUUGUAAAAACAUUUUGUCUAUUGAUUUGUAUUUUUCAUAUCAAUUGAUCAUUUGAUCCAUUGUUCAGUGAUUUCUGAAGACAACAAAAAUCGCUCACAUGUUGGCAAUCAAUUGUUUUCAAUGAUCAUCACCACUAUCUAUGCAUCAAUCCAUUUGAUCCCAAUUGUUACCACUAAUUGCUGCAAUUAUUUGUGAUAUUAAUUGAUUAGAAAUAAAAUCUUAAGAAACGAUUUACGAUUGACACCAAAGCAUCGGUUGUCAGUUUGUAUGACAUUUCGAAGUCGUUGUUAAAACUAAACAAAUAUGAGUUGCGAGACAUCGAUAUCAUCUGCCAGAGCAUCAGUCAUGAUCUAUGACGACAACACCAAGAAAUGGUUGCCAAGUGGUUCUUCAUCGGGUUUGUCUCGGGUCCACAUCUAUCAACACAUACAGAACAAUACAUUCCGAGUCGUUGGACGCAAACUACAGGACCACGAAGUUGUCAUCAAUUGCGCCAUUUUAAAGGGUCUUAAGUAUAAUCAGGCGACGCCUACAUUCCAUCAGUGGAGAGAUAACCGUCAGGUCUAUGGACUCAACUUCAGCAGCAAAGAAGAGGCCGACGCCUUUGCACUCACAAUGAUUAAGGUAUUGGACGUAUUGAACCAAAAUGUGACCAAUAAUGUGACCAAUAAGAUGGCCGAUAUGUCCAUAACAUCGAACCAACAGCCACUCUAUGGACAUAUCGGUACACCCGAUGACUAUGGCAUCGGUGGCGGCGGUCAGCAGUGGAAUCAAAAUCAAGUUAAUGAUAUUAAUGAGUGGAAACAACAGCAAAUGAUUCAAGAUAUGAAUCAUAUGAAUCGUGUGGUGAAUCACAAUCACAUAAUGAGUCAACCAAUUAAUCAACAAAUGUCUCAACCAAUGUCUCAACCAAUACAACCACCCAUACAGUCAUCAGUUCCUCAGAUUCCACAGUCAGUACCACAGCAACCAACUUAUGGUACGCAUACACAUCAUAGAAACCCUUCUGCUACUAAUAAUGGUGUUAUUACUCAACAAACGCAACCCAUUCAUCAAAUGCCACAACAAAUACAACCGAUUCAUCAAAUGCCACAACAAAUACAACCACCCGUUCAAGCAAUUUGUGCCCCACCUCCACCACCGCCGCCACCACCACCUCCGGGUCUAUUAAGUGGUCCGCCACCCGCUCCUCAAAUGCCACCUGUAAAUAGGCCAGCUGUGACCAAUACUACCAGUACCAGUAACAUGAAUGGCACUUCUCCUUUACCGCAAACGGGUGGACCCGUCAACUUAGCUUCAGCUUUGGCUUCAGCCAAACUUAAACGAACAACUUCUUCGGCCACAAGAGAUGAUAGUUCUGGAGAGACUAAUACAAGAGCUCCGGUUGCCAACAAUCUAAUGGAUGAAAUGGCUAAAACAUUGGCCAGAAGGAGGGCACAGGCAGAAGGCUCACAAACUUCUAGUUCCGAUCAAUACGAUAGCAGUUCUAAUAAUACUAAUAAUAACACUUCUUCCAGAAACCGUACCACCAAUGGAAGCAAUAGUCCAUCAAAAGAUAAUAAUAAUGAAACCAAUACUCAAAGACAAAGAACGGGAUCAGUCGAUAGCGAUCCCAUAAAAGUUAACGGAAUCGACGGAUUAGAUGUCGAAAGAUUCAAAAAUGAAAUUAUGGGUGAAAUACGUAAAGAGUUUAAUAAAAUGAAACUCGAAAUAAUAGAUGCCAUAAAAAUGGAAUUAAAUAGAAGAUAAACUCAUCGAUAAUGGAUUAAGUGGUAUAUAUCUAUUAAUAUAUAUAU
Molecule: messenger RNA, 1998 nt
Organism: Oppia nitens
Lineage: Eukaryota; Metazoa; Arthropoda; Arachnida; Sarcoptiformes; Oppiidae
Gene: ena
Product: protein enabled-like
Exons: 5
Coding region: 506-1951 (481 amino acids)
Biological process (GO): intracellular transport
Molecular function (GO): SH3 domain binding
Source: RefSeq, a predicted model, not a curated record